UCGAGGCAUAGUUGCAAAGCAUGUUGGGUACCGUAGUCCUCUAACCCUGCUGCGCGCUGCAACUUCUUCGAUACUCCACACAUUUAGGCUGCCUGCAAUGGAUCAGUAUACAUGGUGAUGGAAUUCCCCACAACGCCAGACCUAGAAGACCCAGGCCCAGUGGGGCCUCCAGGGGGGCAGAAGCAGCCUGUGAAGUCCCACCUGCUGGCCUCCAGAGAGCUCCUGGUGGCCUCCCUGUAUAACCUGGCUCCCCUGCUGGACAGGACCCUGGCAUCCGGCCUGCUCUCCCAGGAGAACUACUUUGAGGUGGGGGCAGAGAGGACCCCUCAGGGCCGGGCACGCAGGCUGCUGGAGGUUGUCCAGGCUGAGAUGGACGAGGCUGGGGCCAGAGGCUUCAUGGAGUGCCUCGGGAGAUGCAAGCAGCACUACCCACGCCUCCGAGCCUGGCUCAGAACUGAUGCAGAUAUUCAGCGUGGACCCACAGAGCGUCAACUGCAGGCCCAGCUCAGUGUCCUGUGUGGCCGGUUGGGGUUCUCUGUCCUGCCAGUCUCCCUGGAGCUGUUCUCUAAUGGCACCCUAACUCAGUUUGAACUGGACCAGGUCCAGGCAGCGCCCACAUCUUACCAGCAGACCCACCAGCUCCUGUCCGUCUGUCUGUCCAAGGGAGAGAGGGCCUGCUGUAGCUUCUACCAGGCACUGGGCAGCGAAGACCCACAGCUGGCCUCAGACAUCAGUGUGGAGGAUCCUGGGGUGUGUAGUACUCCUGUGGAAGUGAAGGAUGAUGGGUUAUGUAGUACUCACACAGCAGUUGAGACCAGACAGACUGAUGGGGAAGGUCUGUCUCUCCCAGACACCCACAUACUCUCGGAUGUGCUCCAGCAGGUGCUGUCCCUGCUGGCUGUGGCUCCAGGUGAGGGGGCCAGGCUGAAUGUGUGUGAGCUGGGGGUGGCAGUGGGUCUGCCCAGGAGGACCGUCAGAGAGUGCCUGUUGGAGGAGGUUGAGGUGGGGGACAUCGUUCAGCUCAGGGCCCUGGUCACCCUCUUCCUCAGUAAGACCCAGGAUGCCUCUAGGCUGCUAAACAGGGUGGCAGAGUGCACAGCACAGCGGGUGCUGCUCUCUGAGAGGGGAUGUAUGUUACUGAAGCUGCUGUCUGUGGCUGAGGCCUUUCUCCGCACUGGGGACCACCACCUGCGAGCUGGGAACCAUCUCCACACUGGGGACCACAUAGACAAAGUGUGGAACAUCUUUAGCUUGGUCCUGUGGGACAGCAUGGCAGAGGCUCUGGAGGAUCCUGGGGCUGCAGUGGAAUCAUUGUGGGAACCUAGGGAUGCUGUCCGUCUGUUACGAGACAGUGAGAGAGUGGAGACAGAGCUUCUCCAGGAGUUGGAGGAAUGUUGGGCAGACGGGGGAACUGAGAGCCUGUUACAGAGUGUUACAGUACUAGCUCAGUUGCUACGUGAUCUCCACCCUCUUCAGGACAGUCUGCGCCUCUCCCCUCCUGAAGAGGGGGCUGUGUACCCCUGCCGCUCUCGCAGACUCCAUAGAGUCACCCGUUUCCAGGGCCUGUCUGCACGGGUCAUCCGCAAAGCACUGGGACACGGAGCUCCCUCCAAACACCCAGUCCCAGCUGGUCUCCCCAUCCAGUACAGAGAUCUCUGCCUCUGCAUCACACGUCUGCUGGACAGGGUGCACCCACAAGACAGCACUACCUCCAUAGAUCUCUCCCAGGCUCCUAUUGCUACCAUCACCCAGCACAUCUGCUCAACCCUGGCCCGGCCGGCGUUCGACCCCCAGAGCUUUGAUGCUGGGGUGAGACACAGGGUUCUGUCUGUGGUAAAGUAUGAUCCGGUCAGGUGGGGCCUGCUUAACUUACAGGAGCUGCAUAAAGACACUCUGUUGGGUCUGGAGAGCUACCUGAAGCCAGGGGAGCAUCACAGCUUCCAGCUUGUCCCAGAGAAAGUACGGAUCUUCGGAGGGCCAGAGAUACGCUGGGGAGAAAGGGUCAGGGGCCCAGUCGCCAUCGACAAUGGGAUAGAGGAAGUCCUCCAAUUUGUCACCUCCGAGCCAGCCUCCUUUCUUAUCAGUGUUAGCUGCCGCGGCUAUGACAGGGGCCAGUACUUUGAGGUACACGAGCCGCAGUGUGUGCGUGUGUCUGGACUGCAGGAGCAGGGGGUGGGCGAGGUGCAGGGUUUAGGGGGGACAGUGUUGGUUCUGGCAGUAGAGGGCGAGACAGUGUGGAUGAGAGAGGAGAGGCAGGGGAGGGCGUGCGGGACAGAGCUGGAGCAGGUGUCUCAGAGACACUCUGCCACACUACAGGAUGGGGGCUGCUGCUUCAGGGUCACGACCCCAGGGACACGUUGCCAGGUCAAGUUCAUCUACAAGACAAGGAGGAUCUCUGCUGUGGCCGAGAGGGACUGUGAAGUUUUCUAAAACCCUAUUCGCACGGGACUAGUAUUAUUAUGGAACGUAGGUUAUGUAAUUAUUGCCCCAGCAUGUCCGUUUUACCCCAUGGACGAUUUGACGGGAUGAGUUUUACCAAACUGCCCCUGUAAAUGUAAUUUCUUUCUCAUUCAAAAUGUGCCGUUAUGACGGAAGCCUGGAGGCUCUACUAUGGGCAUGAUGGUCUUCAAUUCAGAGAAAGUCAUAAUAAUAAUGCAUUUCAGUAAGAAGAACCAUGAACUGUAACCUACACAGACACUUAAUUACCUGACGGAUCUGGCAAUUUAUAUUUUCAUUGGCACAAUAUCAUCCACUUCAUUUAAAAGAGAAGUAUGACUCUGGGAAAGUUGAUUUGUGAAGGAAAAAAACUGUUCAUUCAUCUGUAGUCUACGUGCAUAUUAUUUUGUUUUACGCAUCAAUUUGUUCCCAAAUUCUUACCCACACUUGGCGCAGUACCUGUUUAACUCAAAACACACGGAUGACGAUUCACACGGGAUUAGUAUUAUCAGAGUAGGUUUUUAGGGGCUGGGAUAACAACCUUCCUGCCAAGUAAAAAUAACUGACAUGGCAGAUUCGGACAGGACUAAAAUGACAGAUGUGGUGAUUUGCGCUUGUGCACAUAAUUACAUUACCUGAGUUCCCCCGGUAAAACUAAUCCCAUCCGAAAUGGGCUGAAGUCUCACUUGGUGGGAUUUAAUACCAGAAGCAACAAACUGGUAUUCAUGCAUAGAUUAUGGCACCCACAUGAUUGAAAAAGGACCAGAACCAGAAAGCUGUCUUCACAUGUACAGCAUGAUGAGGUGUGGCGGACUCCAAUGCUAUUAAAUCCCAGCUAUAGAGCGAGACAUAGACCGUGUUCAUUCUCUCACUCACAAUCCUUGUUCAGUUAUUUAUCUAUCAACCUACACAGCAGCAUUAUGUUUUCUAUUUUUGUCCAACAAUGCACAGUACCUUAGCUGAUAUAGUUCAAUCAUAAUGUAAUUUAAAAAUUAAAUAGAAACCUUGCACCCGA
This is a messenger RNA of Oncorhynchus kisutch (coho salmon), 3451 nucleotides long. RefSeq lists its product as uncharacterized. Gene Ontology annotation, biological process: regulation of apoptotic process. The record is from RefSeq and is a predicted model, not a curated record. Bases 112 to 2430 code for a protein of 772 amino acids. NCBI's taxonomy places the organism in Eukaryota, Metazoa, Chordata, Actinopteri, Salmoniformes, Salmonidae. The transcript is spliced from 8 exons.